CGCCGUUCAACCGCGCGCGUGCGCGCGACACACAAAAACACUUCGGAAGACGUCCAACUUCUAAACGUCCCGUGGCUUUUCUUUCCUGUGCCGGCGAAGCGCCACCAAGUUCACGGCUUCGUAACACCCGCCCUCGUGUUGCCUCGCUUUCUUUUCUUCAACUCGCGCACGAGGGUUCCCCCACAAAGUUGUGCGUGUGUGUGUGCUUUCGUUAUUCUUUCUUCGCGAGUCGAGUUUUGCUGGAGCUGUGCCGAGCUUCGCGUGAGCUUGUUUUUCGCAACGCCACCCAGUAGUAGCCGGUCACUUUUACUCGAAUGCUGAAAGAAAAAAGCGCCGUGAUGGGCCUUCUUGCGGAGCAGACGAGCGCGGACCAGUUGUGUUUUGGACGACAACACGUUUUCGCCGUUGCCUGAAGAAGUGGAAUACCUUGUGAGUCCCACGCAAGUUUGUGCGAGAUUCGCUUCAAGCGUUCGUGUGCCUGACAGGAGCAAGUUUGAACGGUUUUGUUUUCGAUUGGUGCCGGUGCUUCGAUUAGAGUGCUCGCCUGGCGAACUGAUCCCGGAUUUCGGACGGCCCUCUGCGACCGAACCGCUGAGGCAUCAUGGAUUACUGGAAGCAGGCGAUGGAGAACGCCUUGCACUCCCGAGACCGGGUCGGAGUGCAGGACUUCGUGCUGCUCGAGGAUUUCGAGAGCGAGCAGGCCUUCGUUGAGAACCUCCGGAAGCGCUUCACCGAGGACCUCAUCUACACUUACAUCGGGCCCGUGCUGGUUUCGGUGAACCCUUACCGGCGCGUCGACAUCUACAGCGACGACUACGUCAACCUCUACCGAAAUGCAAACUUCUACGAACUUCCUCCGCACGUGUUCGCCAUCUCGGACGCGGCCUACACGAGCAUGCACGAGGAGUGCCGCGACCAGUGCAUCCUCAUCUCCGGCGAGAGCGGCGCCGGCAAGACCGAGGCCUCGAAAAAGGUGCUCCACUACGUGGCCGCCGCCAGCCACCACUCGGACGCCGUGGAACGCGUCAAGGACAAGCUGCUGCAGUCCAACCCCGUGCUAGAGGCUUUUGGAAAUGCCAAGACGAAUCGUAACGACAACUCAAGUCGAUUUGGCAAAUACAUGGACAUUGAAUUCGACUACUUGGGCGCCCCGGUGGGAGGUCAUAUCCUCAACUACCUGCUGGAAAAAUCUCGUGUAGUGCAGCAGGGCUCAGGAGAGCGCAACUUCCACAUCUUCUACCAGCUCAUCGCAGGUGCCGAGGAUGCACUACUCGAAAAGUUGUCGCUUCGUAGGGACCCCACCUUCUACUAUUACCUCAACCAGGGAGACAGCACAGAAGUAUUUGGAAUUGACGAUACAACACAGUUUAGAACUGUCAGGGAUGCCCUCUCAGUGAUUGACUUUUCACUCAAGGAAGAAGAGGAGAUAUUCGCCAUAGUCGCCACUGUCCUUCACCUCGGCAACACUGGAUUUGUUGAGGAAAAUGGUGAAGCCAUUAUUGCGCAGGACAAGCCUGUUGCAGCCAUUGCGAAGUUGCUUUGUUGCCCUGAGGAAGUACUGAGGGAUGCUUUGACCAACCGGACAAUUGAAGCUAGAGGAGAGUUGGUGACAACACCACUGAACCGCGACCAAGCAAUCUAUGCCCGAGAUGCACUGGCCAAAGCAAUCUAUGAACGCCUCUUCAAAUGGCUAGUGGAAAAGAUAAACCAUUCGCUGAAGCCACAGAAGACUCGCUCAUCUGAGCGGAGGACCUUGAUGGGCUUGCUGGACAUCUACGGAUUUGAAGUCUUCAAGAAAAACAGCUUUGAGCAGUUUUGCAUAAACUACUGCAACGAAAAGCUGCAGCAGCUCUUCAUCGAGCUCACACUAAAGUCUGAGCAGGAAGAGUACUACAGAGAAGGCAUUGAGUGGACUCCAAUCAACUACUUCAACAACAAAGUCAUCUGUGAUCUUGUGGAGGAAAAGCACAAGGGCAUCAUCUCAUUGUUGGAUGAGGAGUGCCUCAGGCCUGGUGGUGCCACGGACAAGACAUUCCUCUUCAAGAUGGAGCAGACCAUUCGCAUGCAUCCUCAUUUUGUAACGCACAACCUGGCCAGCAACAAACUGAAGAAAAGCAUUGCUAGGGAUGAGUUCCGGCUCAUUCAUUAUGCUGGUGAUGUAACCUACAAGAUAGAAGGAUUCCUCGACAAAAACAAUGAUUUGCUGUUCCGCGACUUGAAGAAGGCAAUGGCUGGGGCUGGUAACAGCAUCAUCAAGGAUGCGUUUCCGGAGUCGGAACUUCUGAGCAAGAAACGGCCACCUACUGCAGCCACGCAGUUCAAGCUGAGCUUGCAGGAACUCAUGGAGAUAUUGAUGUCUAAAGAGCCUUGGUAUGUCAGGUGCAUCAAACCGAAUGACUUCAAGCAGGCAUCCAAGUUUGACGAAAAAGUGGUGGGCCACCAGGUUCAAUACUUGGGCCUCCUGGAGAACCUGAGGGUGCGCCGCGCCGGCUUUGCAUACCGACGGCGAUACGAGACGUUCCUGGAGCGGUACAAGUGCCUCUGUCCCGAGACUUGGCCCCGGUACCGAGGUGGUACUGCCAAGGAAGGUGUGGCUGCCCUCAUCAAACACCUCAACUAUGACUCUGAGGAGUACUCGAUGGGACACACAAAGCUCUUCAUCCGGUUUCCAAGAACCUUGUUUGAAACUGAGGAUGCAUUUCAGCAAAGGAAGCAUUACUUGGCAUCUGUGAUUCAAGCAGAAUUUCGAUGCUACUCUGCAAGAAAGAAGUACCUGAAGAUGCGAAAGCAGGCGAUUCUGAUCGAGAACUCUUGGCGGAGGUACCAGGCACAGUGCCUGCUGGAGAAAAGGAGGAAUGCAGCAACCGUCAUCAGAAGAUUCAUUAAGGGCUUCAUCACAAGGAAUGAGCCAGAGAAUGAUGUGAAUGCGAGGUUCGUGCGGCAAGUGCGAGUGGAGUUUCUCAAGAGGCUGGCGGCAAACCUUCCCACGAGCGUCCUUGACAAGUCCUGGCCCAAUGCACCGCUUGUGUGCAAAGAGGCCUCCGAGCUUCUGCACGGUCUUCACCGCAAGUGGUUGGUGCGGAAGUACUGCAAGUCCGUCACUCCGAAGAGGAAAGCACUGAUGGAGUGGAAGGUUGAAGCUGAGGCUCUGUUCGACGGCAAGAAGCAGAGCUACAAAAAGUCCGUGCCCCGGGAGUUCCAGGAGAACAGACUGCCCCAGGAGCUGGAACUGAGGAGAGAGAACAUGUUCGAGAAGUCUGUGAAGCACCAGGGCGAGGUGACCAUGUACUGUCUGGAGGUGACCAAGUACGACCGACACGGCUACAAGCCACGCGACCGAGUGCUCGUCCUGACUGACGCUGCCCUCUACUUGCUAGACCGAAAAGACUUCCGCUCCAAGCACCGCAUUCCCCUCAAGUCACUCGAGGGAAUCACAGUGAGCAGUUUGACGGAUGGCCUGGCAUUGUUCAGGAUACCACAAGAAAUGAAGCAGGACAAGGGAGAUCUCAUACUUGACAUGGGUUCCCACUUGGUAGAAGCGGUGUCCAAGAUCGCCAUGGCCUAUGGCCACAGGAACAUUGUCUCUGUCGACAAGAACAACUGUGUGGACCACAGGCUCUGUGGCGGCAAGCAAGGAACGAUAGACUUCAACAUGGGAGUCAACCCAGAGAUCAUCAAGGGAAAGAACGGGCAUCUUAUAGUGGUUGCCAUAGCUGCGCCUGAGCAAUGCUGACCAACUGGGUGCACGCGGAAUCGCCGAGUCAUGGAGGAGUACCCACGCCUUCUGCACAAGGAGAGAGCCGUAGUGUCGGCAUCUUCUUUUUGCAGCACAGUGUUGACUUUAGUGAUGCACAGCAGCAGUGCACUGCCUUUCUGCUGAGGAACGCAAGUCAUGUCGUCACCGCGUGCCUUGUUUUGUUAGAGUUGAGCACUUAUUUUCGUUAGCAUAUAAAGUGUACAAAAGACAUGCAUAUACACAUCCCUACCACUCGUAACACACUUAUACUUGUUUGUCAAGUGCCAUGACUUCUUUUGCAAUGCUGUUAUGUAUUAAACAAUAAGAAAGAAAUGAGAAAAACCAAAUGCAUACUUAAGCGAAACGAUUUGCCACGUUUGUGAAGCCAACUAAUCUUUCUUCUUCGGUGUUAUCCCGUGUUGACAAUCACUUUGUAUACGUGCAUUUGCGACAAGCCUUAAUUGUUGAUAAAGACGAUGAUGCUGUAGUAAUAUUUAUGAUGAAUAUUGGGGAAGAUACUGUGAUAUAAUCAUGACAUCGAUUGUCAGCUGUUUCUUUUUUUUACAAUAAAAACUUAUCAUGCACCAUA
This is a messenger RNA of Rhipicephalus microplus (southern cattle tick), 4325 nucleotides long. RefSeq names its product unconventional myosin 61F (gene Myo61F). Gene Ontology annotation, cellular component: actin cytoskeleton; microvillus; cytoplasm. The record is from RefSeq and is a predicted model, not a curated record. Gene Ontology annotation, molecular function: microfilament motor activity; actin filament binding; ATP binding. NCBI's taxonomy places the organism in Eukaryota, Metazoa, Arthropoda, Arachnida, Ixodida, Ixodidae. Gene Ontology annotation, biological process: endocytosis; actin filament organization; actin filament-based movement.